Molecule: messenger RNA, 1192 nt
Organism: Haplochromis burtoni (Burton's mouthbrooder)
Lineage: Eukaryota; Metazoa; Chordata; Actinopteri; Cichliformes; Cichlidae
Gene: ttc32
Product: tetratricopeptide repeat domain 32
Exons: 3
Coding region: 50-460 (136 amino acids)
Molecular function (GO): protein binding
Source: RefSeq, a predicted model, not a curated record
AGUGCAACGUCACAUCCGCAGGUGAAAAACAAGAAAACCUUUCGCACACAUGGAGGAGAAUAAUUCCCAGAUACUCGAAAAAGCCCACGCUGAGUUUAAAAGGGAGAAUUUUAAAAUGGCAGAAGAGCUGUACACAAAGUUUAUUUCUUCCUGCUUACAGUCCAGGGAAUGUGAAGCAAGCAGUUUAGCAACUGCUUAUAACAACCGCGGGCAGAUAAAGUACCUCCGGGUGGACUUUCGUGAAGCGGUGGAUGACUACACCUCUGCGACACAAGCUGACAGCCAGUUUGAAGUGCCUUUCUACAACAGAGGGCUAAUUCAUUAUAGACUAGGCUUUUUUGACGAUGCCAAGAGUGAUUUCCAGCAGGCAUUAAAGCUCAACCCGGAUUUUGAAGAUGCCAAAGUGAGCCUUCAACAGACACUUCUGGACCAGGAGCACAAGAUAAACAGGGGAUACUGACAGCUUCUGAACCUACAUGUCACGUGUAACCUCUAAUCCUGCUGAUAACAAAAUGUACACCAGUGCACUUAAUAUCAAUAAUUGUCCAACUGUUUUUAUUCGCUUGUCAUUUUUUUGUUUUUAAAUAUAAAAUCAUUUGCACAAAGAAAGACAGAGCUGAAAAUCAGAGGAUAAUUGAUCUGAUGAAGCAGACGUCCCACUGGAUCAGGGGUCACAGAUGAUGGAUUUUUUUUAAGACGAGCAUUAAUAUUCCUUUUUCACACCGACUCAAGCUCCUCUCAGUUAGUGAAAAAUUGAUAUCCCUUUAUAAAGGGCCGUAUAAGACUGUGACUGGACACUGCAGACUUAUCGACCGAUCAGGUGAAAGCUUGAUAAAUGUUGAAGCCCCCUGUUGAAGGUUGUAGGAGAGGCUUUGUGACUUUAAAUGAACCCUAAUCAGAAGCUGACAUAAAAUAAUAAUGAGGAAUGUCUCAGCUGCAUAAAGCACACUUUGUGUCCUAAAUUGAAGCUCAGACACAGCUUAAGUUUUAAUACAACAAGGUGAUGUGGUUUUAAAGGAAGGAAGUCAGCAAAUAUAGAAACAACAAACAUACACAGAAGACAAUAUAAAUAUAAUAUAGACAAAUGUAAAUAGAAUCACAAAUCAAUGACAAUAAAUUUUUUAAUGACACAUGUCUGUCUCGCGCUUGCUUAUUCACACAAAUACAGAUUUUGUGAUGUCCUACGAGAAGC